Photinus pyralis (common eastern firefly) is the source of this 6978-nucleotide messenger RNA. RefSeq names its product mediator of RNA polymerase II transcription subunit 13 (gene skd). Lineage: Eukaryota; Metazoa; Arthropoda; Insecta; Coleoptera; Lampyridae. Bases 148 to 6399 code for a protein of 2083 amino acids. The record is from RefSeq and is a predicted model, not a curated record. The transcript has 18 exons. Gene Ontology annotation, biological process: regulation of transcription by RNA polymerase II. Gene Ontology annotation, molecular function: transcription coregulator activity. Gene Ontology annotation, cellular component: mediator complex.
GCUUGUUGUUCAUAUCCGCCAUUUUGCAGUCGCGAUAGAAAGGUGAAAAUCUCCGUAAAUGUACGCAUUAUUUGUUUCGAAUUAAGUGCAUAUUAAUGUGCAGUGCGUGAUAGUGUUGUGCUACUCAUUUAUUAUAAUGGAUCAACCAUGACGCAUCCGAAUUUUCAAACCAACGGCGCUAGCUUGGAGGAUUGCCACACAAAUUUCUUCGCCUUGACUGAACUUUCCGGUAUUAAAUGGCGUAAGCUUGUGUGGUGCGAUGGCGGAGGGGGUGGAGGUGAACCAUUGGACGAUCCGGUACUACGAAGUUAUGCACGCUGUUUAGCCGCCGAUAUUUUGUGCGUGUGGAGACGCGUGUCGGCGCCGAGACCCGAAACGCUCUUCGAUCUGGGCCCACCUACACCUACGCAACCACCACCACUUAGUCUCGCCGCCGCUAAAGAAUUAUGGAUAUUUUGGUACGGAGAGGAGCCCGAUUUGGCCGUGCUCGUCGCGCCCGAAUUGAUAACAACCGAUAGCGAACAAGGAUCAUGGGAAAGUGGACUAUCUUACGAAUGCCGUUCUCUCCUCUUUAAAGCGCUGCACAAUUUGAUCGAAAGAUGUCUAUUAUCGAGGGACUUUAUACGGCUAGGCAAGUGGUUUGUGCAGCCCUACGAAGGAUUGAAAAAAGACGUGGAAUCGAGUUCGACACACCUCUCGUUUUCGUUCGCUUUUUUCGUCCAUGGAGAGAGUACCGUGUGCGCAAGCGUCGACGUAAGGCAACACCCGCCCGUCCGGAAAUUGAGUCGAUGGCACCUGCAACAAGCUCAGGCUUCUUCUUCUGGUUUACAAGUGAUUUUGGCACCGUUUGGCCUCGCCGGUACAUUGACCGGACACACGCACAAAACGGGCGAUUCUACAUUGCGUCUACUGGAGGAUUGGUGCCAGUUUUACCCAUUAGAUAAAGUUAGCAUGUCGAGUAGCGAAAACAGCAUUGUGGAAGUAAUCGUCGGCGGUGUUAAAAUGAGGUACCCCUCUUGCUAUGUGCUCGUCACCGACAUGGACGAGCCUUCCAACGGCACCACUUUGAAUGGCAACACCAUCGUUAAGAACGAUUCUAGCACGCCAAUCACGCUACAAACACCACCGCCGUCUCCGGUUCCGAUCAACAGCCUGGUACCACAACCUGGUCCGUUUCCGGUUUCGAUUGAACAUCCUGCUUCGAUGCACAAAAAUGCUACCGCCGCCACCAUUUUACCAGAACGCGUCUGGCAGGAAUGCGUUCUUGGCGGUCCUACCAAUGCUCAACAUCAAGAUCGACACAUUCCGCCACACGACGCCUCCGGGCAAUGGGAUUUUAUUGAUCCGACGCGACGUGCUAACUGUACCUGUUCUAAGUGUAGGAAGUACAUUGGAAGCAUGGCGAAAUGUAAAUGGGGCAACGGAAAAGGUAGUGCUCCCCGACCGGGCAAAGGGGUAGCGGGUAGAGUCCCGUUCCACAGGCGUUCGCCUGUACUUUCCGAAUAUACGGCUGACAGAUGUCCUGGUUCGUAUACUCCUCAAGGUGGUCCGCCAUCGUACCCUCGAACUCAGGAAUCUAUGGCAAUACCGUCAGUAGGCAGUCCAGCGUCAGUUGCGCCAUCUCCGUUAGCCAAUCCUCACUCGCAGCCCGCCUCGGUGCCGCCGGGUGAUCAAAUAAUGCCGACUUUAUCACCGAAUCCACCCACGAUACUACCGUCGCCUGUCGAAAAAACCCAAACGCCCGAUCAACCUCCGCCGAGCGCCGGAUCUGUCGACACUAGUCCACCAAAUAUUAGCACCGAACAAAAAUUAGAGACGGGUAUCUCGUCUAGCGUCGCACAGGUCAGCGUCCCGACUCUUAAGAGGCCUGUUCUCACAUCGAAGGAGUACGAAGUUGCGUUGGGCGAAGAAGAACAUUCCUUAGAUCUGCUCUACGACUACUCUUCAUUGGACGCAUGGUUAAAUCAUCCGGUAAAACGGUUUAAACCCGAUGCAAAAGAAAACUACAGAAAUAACAGGAUAGCGAAGGGAGAUCUUUACUCGUCAUCUGCACAAAAUGGUGUCUUAGGGAUAAAUAAUGAUCUUAACCACACUGGAGGGAAAUCUCAGCCCCCUUUCAUUAAACAAGAAAUCAAACAAGAACCGAUGGAUGAGGAAAAUGUACCAGUUCUUCAUGCGGUUCUUCCUCACGGAGUGAAGAGGCCAGGUGAUCCGUACGAAUUCGAAGAGGAGGGCGGCGGGGCAGCUUGCAAUAUGGAUGGUUUCAAACCACGACCGGUCGGUGCAAAAGAGGAGGCGAAAGAUGCGAAGAAAGCUUCUGGGAACUUAUUUACUAGCGAAGGUCUUCAACCGUCUUACAAAGAUCUCGAUCAAAUCUUUGAUAACUCGGAUGACACCAGUGGUGAUGAAGCCUUGCAAGUGCAAACACCUCCCGGUUCCAAUAAAUCGUCGGGCAUACACGAGGAUACCAAACGGUUAUCCGGGCAUAGUACGUGUUCAAAUAUGGGCAUUCUUAGACCGGAAGAACUCUGUAAAAUGUUCCCGACACCUCCUAGUCUAGAACACAAUCCUAUCGCAUCGCCGUGCGGCCAGAUUGAUCUUCCUCCACCUGAUCUGACAGAUUUAGGGAUAGUAAGAGUUAAGCAGGAGGUGUACCCCAACAUGGGUAGUCCAAUGGAUGAAAGUAUAGAAGAUUGGAGCUACGUUUUUAGACCGCCUAGCGCUUGCAAGUUGGUGGGAUCGAGUAAAUAUGCCCCUCUAACGAAUCUUCCGAGUCAAAACGUCCCUGCGAUAGUGAUUCCUUCUCAUUGUGUAUAUAAACCAUCGUGGAUGCAGCACAUGGAGAAGUCGAUCACCCAAAUGAGCAGCACAAGUGUUUCUCAACCAGUUACCUCGCGACCAAAUUCAGUAUCUAGUAACGUGCAUCAAAACAUUAACCCAUAUCCUUCCAGUCCUUUACACGCCGGCUUUAGGCCUCCUCCACCCCCUUACGAACUGCCAAGUCCUGCUACCUCUACCACCAGCUCCUACAUAAACAAAAACAUAAACUCUGUCGAUCCCGAAACAGCCCCCUCGAUACAAAGGACACCUGAGGCGAGUUCGUUGGUUGUUAAUAUCCUUCUCGGUGACACCGCAUUAAAUAUAUUUAGAGACCACAAUUUCGACAGUUGUACUUUGUGUGUGUGCAAUGCGGGACCUAAGGUCGUCGGCAAUAUACGCGGUGCCGACGCCGGCGUUUAUUUAUUAAAUUCGACUAGUGACCGGACUCAGUGCUCUAUGGUGCAACAGCCGAGCAGCCCAUUUCCGAGUCUCGUCGGCAUCGGGCAGCCGCCACCGUACGGUGGCAUUUUAUCUCCACAUCAACCUCAUAUCCCCACUUUAGACGAAGAUCUAAUUCGGUGUAGUUGCGGAUUUUCGGCUGUCGUCAACAGGCGGCUGUCACAUCGUAGCGGGCUAUUUUAUGAAGAUGAAAUGGAAAUCACAGGUAUUGCAGAAGAUCCGAGUGACCGUAAAAAAGCUUCUUUAGUAUCAUUCCUUCUACAAACGAGCACGACAAAAUUGGAGCCUAGCAUAGACAGGGAGCAACUCGACAUAAUACCGCACGGUAUAUUAGAAUUAAUGAGAGAACAGUGCGUUAUGACGCAAAGCACUGCCAACUCGCUCUACCGCUCGUCGCGGUUUCAUCAUUCUUCGCAAUUAAUGCAAACGUACUCGUCGACGGUUAACGUACUCGAAUUUGCGGACGGUAACGAGGUUACAUGCCUCGCGCUCGAGCAAAGUAAGCAUUCGAUAGAGACGCUGUCGAUGUGCAAAAUGGAGGAUCUGCAAAAUCAAAGGCACGGCAAGUUGGGACAUCACAUUUGCGUUCAUCGGUGGCCGUUCUUAAGGGCGUGCGGGCCGCAAUGCAAUCAGGACAUUGUGAGGGUGAUGAAGGCGCUGCAACCUCUACUACAGGAGGCGAUUCAGAAGAAGUGUCAAACGCGACUGUGGGAAGCGCCGUCUGCCGUCAAGGGACCACUUACUUGGAGACAGUUCCAUCGGUUAGCCGGACGAGGUACCGACGACCGUUGUGAGCCUCAACCCGUACCAUCGUUAAUCUUUGGACACGAAAAAGAUUGGAUGUCUUUAUCACCUUACGCUGUACACCAUUGGGAGAGAUUACUGCUCGAGCCGUAUUCUUACGCGAGAGACGUCGCGUAUAUUGUAGUCGCUCCCGAUAAUGACAUUGUGCUGCCACGAGUUAGGUCUUUCUUCAAAGAUCUGUCGACGGCUUACGAGAUGUGUCGAUUGGGUAGGCACAGCCCUAUCACUAAAGUACUCAGGGAUGGUAUACUUAGAGUGGGGAAGGCUGCGAAAGCGAAAUUGGGCAAUGAACCGGUUGAAGAUUGGUUCAACUUGUUGGGCGAAAGCGAGACGACGGACAUGCUCAAACUAUACGCUCAAGUAUGCAAACAUCACUUAGCACCCCACCUCCAGCAAGUUCCAAUGGAUAGAACGUUACUAGAUCCACCAGAAACAUGUACUGAUCGUCCUGCACCUAGUCCUAUGCCUCCACCGAGCACUCCGGACAACAGUACAAGCAAUCAAGGUGGUAGCACACCUAGCGGCGGCGAUAAAGCGCCAUCUACACCUAAAAGCGAUCAAGAUUCGUCUUCUGACAAUAGCAGUAAGGACAUCUCCGCAUCGAUGAUGUGUAACACGGCAGAACCGGCACAUGAUGAAGAUGAACGGCAAGCCCCGUCUGUGAUAAUAUACAUGGUAGAACCGUUCUCGUUCGGAUGUGACCAAACGGAUUUGCAGAGGCUCGCGUGCCUCGCGCUGCUCAGGUGUUUUCAAUCUGUCCUUUUGUCCGUUCCCGAAACGAUACGUAGCAAUAUUAGUGUCCAAAUCAUAUCUCAGGAGAGCAUUAUGGAAUUGAGUAAGUCGCGAGAUCGGUCACGUCAGAGUGAUCACAUGCGAGCGCUCGCUUUAAGUGUGUUCUCGCAGUGUCGCCGGUUAUUAAUACACACGUGCAAUGUGAAAUCGCUGACAGGUUUCGGGCCCGCCGCCAGUGCUGAUCUCUUUCUGAAAAAUAAAGAAGAGAAGAAUCGCACCCCUUACAAACUCUACACGCCUCCCUACAUACUGGCGCCAAUCAAGGAAAAAGUGGAACCCAUCGAGUCGUUCGGCCUACCAAGUUCCGAGCAAGGAUGCGUGCUGUAUUUAAGUUAUUGUCUUUCCGAAGAUCAAAGUUGGCUCUUGGCCGUAACGACCGACGAAAGAGGGGAGAUAUUCGAAACCGUAACCAUCAACGUAGAUAUACCGAAUCGGAGUAGACGGAAAAAGGCGUCGGCUCGGAGAUUUGGACUACAAAAGUUGAUGGAUUGGGCGCUAGGUAUUAUGUCGUUGAGUGUAAAGUCGUGGCGUUUAGUUGUAGGCAGGGUGGGUCGUAUCGGUCACGGCGAACUCAAGGGCUGGAGCUGGCUGUUGAGCAGAAAGAACUUGUUGAAGGCGUCGAAACACCUAAAGGAAAUUUGUAAUCAGUGUUCCCUAAUUUAUCCGACCAGUGUACCAUGUAUACUCAGUGCGUGUCUAGUUAGUUUAGAGCCGGAUUCCGCCCUGAGGUUAAUGCCGGAUCAGUUUACGCCUGACGAACGUUUUAGCCAGGCUAGCGUGAAUUCGCAGCUUUCUACACCCCAAGAUGUGACCUGUACACAUAUUUUGGUAUUCCCCACCAGUGCGACGACGCAAUCGUCCCAAACUGCUUUCCAAGAACAGCACAUAAAUGGACCGGAAUUGGGAGACGAAGACUUAUUUAAUGCAUUACACGAUGACAUGCCCGAGGGUAUUGACGGAAUGAACGACUUUAGCGACAUUUUUAACUGGACGGAGGCGGGUACCGGAGGUGGACAAAGUCCAACUGGAAGUCCGAGACGGGAGGAAUCUCGUCCUGGCAGCCCUACCGGGUGUAUGAAUGGGGCGGGUCGUACCGGUAGCCCUUUUCCUUGCGUGCCCAACUCAAGAAACGGAGAAAUGGCAGAAGAAGUUGGCACCCUUCUGCAGCAACCUUUAGCACUUGGUUACCUUGUGUCUACCGCGCCCACUGGACGUAUGCCCAAGUGGUUUUGGGCGUCCUGUCCGCACCUGGAGGAAGUCUGUCCGGCAUUUCUCAAGAAUGCGUUGCACCUACACAGUCCUUCCAUUCAACAGAGUUCGGACGAUUUAUUGCAACAGUCGGCCGUUACUUCGCAUCCACUCGAUUCUCAAUAUACCACGGAUGUUUUAAGGUACGUACUAGAAGGUUACAACGCACUGUCCUGGCUGGCGAUGGACUCAAAUACUCAGGAUCGUCUAUCGUGCUUGCCGGUUCACAUACAAGUAUUAGUUCAGUUGUACCACAUGACGGCCGCUCUACUCUAAAACACUGAAGUAGUACUCUAAAAGAUACUCCUAGCUUUAAAUUUUAAAUCGCUACCAAGAUGUAAAAAAGAAAAAUACUCAUAGGUUGACAAAAUAAUAUAUUUUUAAUACAAUUGUGUAUAUAUUAGUUUUUAGCCAUGUAUUACUAAUUAUAAUUUCCGAACGUAAUGUUUUUGUACAAAGAAAUUGUGAUAUGUGAUAAUUAUGUUAAAUGUGAAAGGAGAUCGUAAUCGCUUGUGCUUCUCGGACGGGUGGCGUCCGAACGAGUAUCCAAUUGAACGUAGUAGGCGUUGUUUUCUAAUUAUGUUUCGCACCGAUCAGAAAUUGUAUCCAAUCUCCGCCGAAUUACUAAUUAAGACAACGUACUGCCAGUUUUACUUCAGUGUUUUAUUGUAGAAUGUCUUUGUUUCCGAUUUUAUGUGUAUAUAAGUGUACAAAUGACAGUUUUUUAAACGGGGAGAUAAUGUGUUAAAAGGGCUAUAAGCUUCGAGUCAAACUUGUAACUUGUUUAUAUUUGAGAAAUGUUUUUAACGUGUUUUAUGUAAACAUUUGCAGCAAUAUUAAUGGGUAACGAUAGUG